GAUGCCGCCGCUCGCUCUGCAUCUGGCGCGGAGCAGGGGCCGGGGGCGGCCGGCCGGGGGUCCCUCGCUCCGCGGGCGCUCGCUGCCCUGGAGCCCCGCCUGGAUCUGCUGCUGGGCGCUCGCCGGCUGCCAGGCGGCCUGGGCUGGGGAUUUGCCCUCCGCCGCCAGCCGCCCGCUGCCUCCUUGCCAGGAGAAAGAUUACCACUUUGAAUACACUGAAUGUGAUAGCAGAGGCUCCAGGUGGAGAGUUGCCAUUCCGAAUUCUGCAGUGGACUGCUCUGGCCUGCCUGACCCAGUGAGAGGCAAAGAAUGCACUUUCUCAUGUGCUUCUGGAGAGUAUCUAGAAAUGAAGAACCAGGUAUGCAGCAAGUGUGCCGAAGGCACCUACUCGUUGGGCAGUGGCAUCAAAUUUGAUGAAUGGGAUGAAUUGCCAGCAGGAUUUUCCAACAUUGCAACAUUCAUGGACACUGUCGUGGGCCCUUCUGACACCAGGCCAGACAGCUGUAACAACUCUUCUUGGAUCCCUCGAGGAAACUACAUAGAAUCUAAUCGCGAUGACUGCACGGUGUCUCUGAUUUAUGCUGUGCACCUUAAAAAGUCAGGCUAUGUCUUCUUUGAGUACCAGUAUGUGGACAACAACAUCUUCUUUGAGUUCUUUAUUCAAAAUGACCAGUGCCAGGAGAUGGAUGCCACCACGGACAAGUGGGUAAAACUCACAGACAAUGGAGAAUGGGGGUCUCAUUCUGUAAUGCUGAAAUCUGGCACAAACAUACUCUACUGGAGAACAACAGGCAUCCUCAUGGGUUCUAAGGCAGUCAAGCCUGUAUUGGUAAAAAAUAUCACAAUUGAAGGGGUGGCAUAUACAUCGGAGUGUUUUCCAUGCAAGCCAGGUACUUUCAGCAACAAACCAGGUUCGUUCAACUGCCAAGUAUGUCCCAGAAACACCUAUUCUGAGAAAGGUGCAAAAGAAUGCAUAAGAUGUAAGGAGGACUCCCAGUUUUCAGAAGAAGGAGCCAGUGAGUGUGUAGAGCGCCCUCCCUGCACGACAAAAGACUAUUUCCAGAUCCAUACUCCAUGUGAUGAAGAAGGAAAGACACAGAUAAUGUACAAGUGGAUAGAGCCCAAAAUCUGCCGGGAGGAUGUUACAGAUGCUAUUAGAUUGCCCCCUUCUGGAGAGAAGAAGGAUUGUCCACCUUGCAACCCUGGAUUUUAUAACAAUGGAUCAUCUUCUUGCCAUCCCUGUGCUCCUGGGACAUUUUCAGAUGGAACAAAGGAAUGUCAACCAUGUCCAGCAGGAACAGAGCCAGCACUCGGGUUUGAAUAUAAAUGGUGGAAUGUCCUUCCUAGCAACAUGAAGACCUCCUGCUUUAAUGUUGGGAAUUCUAAGUGUGAUGGAAUGAAUGGUUGGGAGGUAGCUGGAGAUCACAUCCAGAGUGGAGCUGGUGGUUCUGAUAAUGAUUACUUGAUCUUAAAUUUGCAUAUUCCAGGAUUUAAGCCACCAACUUCUGUGACGGGAGCCACAGGUUCUGAACUAGGAAGAGUAACAUUUGUCUUUGAGACUCUCUGUUCGGCCGAUUGUGUUCUGUAUUUCAUGGUGGAUAUUAAUAGAAAAAGUACCAAUGUAGUGGAGUCAUGGGGUGGAACCAAAGAGAAGCAAGCAUAUACUCACAUCAUCUUCAAGAAUGCAACAUUUACAUUUACAUGGGCAUUCCAGAGAACGAAUCAAGGCCAAGAUAAUAGACGGUUCAUCAAUGACAUGGUGAAGAUUUAUUCUAUCACAACCACGAAUGCAGUUGAUGGGGUGGCCUCUUCAUGCCAUGCCUGUGCCCUUGGUUCUGAACAAUUGGGUUCAUCGUGUGUCCCCUGCCCCCCAGGCCACUAUAUUGAGAAAGAAACAAACCAGUGCAAAGAGUGCCCACCUGAUACAUACCUGUCCAUACAUCAGGUCUAUGGCAAGGAAGCUUGUAUUCCCUGUGGGCCUGGAAGUAAAAGCACUCAGGACCACUCAGUUUGCUACAGUGACUGCUUUUUCUAUCAUGAAAAAGAGAACCAGAGUUUGCACUAUGACUUCAGCAACCUCAGCAGUGUGGGCUCGUUAAUGAAUGGUCCCAGCUUCACCUCCAAAGGAACAAAAUACUUCCAUUUCUUCAAUAUCAGUUUAUGUGGGCAUGAGGGGAAGAAGAUGGCGCUCUGUACCAAUAACAUAUCUGACUUUACUGUAAAGGAAAUGGUUACAGGGUCAGAUGAUUACAUAAAUUUGGUAGGAGCAUUUGUAUGCCAGUCGACUAUUAUUCCAUCUGAAAGUAAGGGUUUCCGAGCAGCUUUAUCAUCUCAAUCCAUAAUUCUGGCAGAUACCUUUUUAGGAGUGACUGUUGAAACCACUUUGCAACACAUUAAUAUAAGAGAAGAUAUGUUUCCAGCUUCACCAAGCCAAAUACCAGAUGUGAAUUUCUUUUAUAGGUCUUCCACAACUACAACAUCUUGCAUUAAUGGUCGGUCAACUGCUGUGAAAAUGAGGUGUAAUCCUGCUAAAUCUGGAGCGGGUCUGAUUUCAGUUCCCAGCAAAUGUCCAGCAGGAACCUGUGAUGGAUGUACAUUCUACUUCCUGUGGGAAAGUGUUGAAGCAUGCCCUCUGUGUACAGAACAUGACUUUCAUGAGAUUGAAGGAGCCUGUAAGAGAGGAUUUCAGGAAACCCUAUAUGUAUGGAAUGAACCUAAAUGGUGCACCAAAGGCAUUGCUUUGCCUGAGAAAAAGUUGUCCACAUGUGAAACAGUUGACUUUUGGCUCAAAGUGGGAGCAGGUGUGGGAGCUUUCACAGCUGUUUUGCUGGUGGCUCUCACUUGCUACUUCUGGAAAAAGAAUCAGAAACUGGAGUACAAAUAUUCCAAACUAAUUAUGACAACUAAUUCAAAAGAAUGUGAGCUCCCAGCUGCAGACAGUUGUGCUAUUAUGGAAGGAGAAGAUAAUGAAGAAGAAAUUGUAUAUUCUAAUAAACAGUCACUAUUGAGAAAACUGAAAUCUUUGGCAACAAAGGAUAAAGAAGAUCAUUUUGAAUCUGUUCAACUGAAAUCCUCAAGAUCUCCUAAUAUAUGAAGACAAGUGCUGUAGACUUCAGACUCAGAGAAUAGAGAAACCUGCUCUCUGGUUUCACUGGACCAUAUGUUAGGGCUUGUCCUGACACCUGUCAUGUUGGUGAUCACAAAGAGGCCAUGAUGCUGCAAAGGGCAGGAGGUAGAGAUAUUGAUUGCCUUAUCCCAUGGUCGAGUACCUUGCCAAAUAAGGGCAAACAGAUGAUUUGGGUCUCAACUGAAGAUGUAGCUUUACUCAGGAAGAGAUUUGUCUGUAUAUACACAUGACUGAAAACCCAGUUCAAGCCCACCAGUGCGCUGCUGAUGCAUGCCAUAUAAUUUAUGGGUAACUUUUAUUCUUUAUCCUGUCUACCGAAAAGAAGUGUGUUUUGGAGGGCAGAUGUGAGCAUAUGCCUUGUGAUUCCAUUUAUGUCUUGUCUUUG
Dipodomys ordii (Ord's kangaroo rat) is the source of this 3512-nucleotide messenger RNA. It is a transcript of the gene Elapor2, whose product is annotated as KIAA1324-like ortholog. Gene Ontology annotation, biological process: positive regulation of BMP signaling pathway. The transcript has 22 exons. The coding region runs from base 2 to 3094 and encodes 1030 amino acids. The record is from RefSeq and is a predicted model, not a curated record. Lineage: Eukaryota; Metazoa; Chordata; Mammalia; Rodentia; Heteromyidae.